Molecule: messenger RNA, 1802 nt
Organism: Cyprinodon variegatus (sheepshead minnow)
Lineage: Eukaryota; Metazoa; Chordata; Actinopteri; Cyprinodontiformes; Cyprinodontidae
Product: cytokine receptor common subunit gamma-like
Exons: 8
Coding region: 20-1018 (332 amino acids)
Biological process (GO): cytokine-mediated signaling pathway
Cellular component (GO): external side of plasma membrane
Molecular function (GO): protein binding; cytokine receptor activity
Source: RefSeq, a predicted model, not a curated record
UACGUCUCAGUUUCUCACGAUGUCGACUAGCCUGUUUCUGUUUCUCACUCUUGUUGGGCAAAUAAUGGCUAAAAAACCUCCUGAUCUGCAGUGCAUGGUGAUUAACCUGGAAUAUGUUAACUGUUCCUGGAACCUGCAGGAAACUCCAGACGUCAAUUACACUUUUUCCAGCCGGUUUGAAGGAGAGGAUCAAAGUAGCUGUGCUGAAUAUCUGUUAGAGAACGGAAUAAACAUUGGAUGUAGGCGUCCCUACAACUACACCAGACGCCAGAGAUUUGACACAUUUUACACCAAACUGAGUGACGGCAGUCAGGUGUUUCAGAAGGAACUUCAACUUAAAACUAAAGUGAAAUUAAACCCACCAACCAACCUGACGGUAAAGAAUGGAUCUGAUUUUAACCUGUGGUUUUACUGGAACCAGACUAACCCCAAAUGUGUCGACAGUGAAGUACGAAUCAGAAUCAACAACAGCGACUGGGAGAUUUUGUCAGUGUUUCAUAAGCAGAGUUAUUGCCAGAAGUUGCCCUCCAGCAGCUCCAGAUAUGAGCUACAGGUGAGGAGCAAAUUAAAGUAUGACUGUGGAGACUCGGAAUAUUGGAGCGACUGGAGCGAGCCUGUGGUCUGGGGAUUCAAUAACACCACAGACACAAAUAUAAGAAAUAAUGGAAUAUCAGUGUGGACAGCGGUGCUGUAUGCUGCUGGUGCCACCACCCUCAUUCUUCUGGUCAUGAUCUUACUGCACAGUGAACGGAUUAAAAUCAUCCUAAUCCCUCCACUUCCCAAGCCCGUACUGAACUCUCCUGAUGUUGAGGAUUGGUUUCAUUUCCCCAAAGGCCUUAUUAAAGAUGGAUUUAAUAGCACCUUCAAUGAGCGAGCCUGCACUGUGAGCGAGUACCAACCUGUCUCGCGGUCCGACAGCAACGGCUCUGACAGCUCCAACCUUACCACCUCCACCGAUCAAACCGACUGCUCUAUCACCAUCGCAGGGGAUGGGGCAGGGCUGAAGGCUUCGGUGUAAAUGUUGUUUGAGGCAAAUUUUGAUCUGUCAAAUUGGAACAAUUCUUCUUUUUGUUGUUGGACAAAUGUCCUGACAUACUGUAGGAAUAGGACAAUAGCUGGAUUUCAGAAAAACAUGAAAAAAUCAAGCAAGUAAACUGGAAAUAAAAGGUCAUGCAUCAUGCAUUUGUGACCCAUGUACGAUAGCAUCAGGAUUUCUAAACUAUAUAUAGUAGCAGAAAGAUGUUUUGAACCUUGAAAAAUAGUCCAAAAAUGGGUUUCUUAGCAGGUUGGUUUAUAUUGAGGACACGUUCAAAAAGUAUGUUCUAGUUUUAGAUAUUUUGAAGUGGGAUUUAUGAAGAGGCGUACAAACAAAUUACAAACCACUUGUUUAUUUUACUUCUUUCAAUUAACAUUUUUAUCUAUGUUGAAGCUGAGAGACUGAAAGAUAUUGUAUGAAUGUAUUUUUUAUUAUAAAUGUAAGAACUUAUACUAAAAAACAUACCUGUUGACUUUAAAGUUGAUGCAGGAAAUGAAUAGUUAUAGUUAACCAAAAAGUGUUCACAAUGUUAUUUUGUAUCAUUAUUUUGGGAAGCAGUUAUAAUUUGAUAGCCUAUCCAGGGUUGUAAAAUUACCACUGUAUCAUUGUAUCACUGUAUCACUCUACUUCCAGUGAUGCAUGUUUUAAGGUUUUACAAAUAUUCACCUUUGAGUUUAAUCUUUUAUAACUAAUUCUUAAUUUUAUUGCUUAUAUCCGUUAUAUUAAAUGUGCGUUGCUUACCCAGAUUUGUAAUACCUGAUGUUAA